CUUCAGUGGCAACCCCAUAACUUCAUAUUACCCCCCGGGAUCGAUAUGCUUAAACAACUCGUUGCUCCAAGUAGGAGAUUGGUGCUUGCCAGAAAUGGUAUACGCUCAUCCUCAAUCAGAACGUUCGGAAACUCUCCGCCACCAUCAGCGUCAACUUUGACAUUUUUCCAAAGAGAAAGAUUACCAACAAAUACAGUAAUUAGAUUUGUUCCUCAACAAACCGCAUGGAUUGUGGAAAGAAUGGGGAAAUUCCACCGUAUAUUACCUCCAGGUAUUGCAUUUUUAAUCCCUUUUUUAGAUAAAAUUACUUACGUUCAAUCGUUAAAAGAAUCGGCAAUUGAAAUUCCUCUGCAAAAUGCAAUCACCGCAGAUAAUGUUUCAUUGGAAUUAGAUGGGAUAUUAUAUGUUAAAGUAAAUGAUCCUUAUAAGGCUAGUUACGGUGUUGAAGAUUUCAAAUUUGCAAUUAGUCAAUUGGCCCAAACAACAAUGAGAUCAGAAAUUGGUUCAAUGACUUUAGACUCGGUUUUAAAAGAAAGACAAUCUUUGAAUGCAAAUAUUAAUAAAGCAAUAAAUGAAGCAGCUAAAGAUCAUUGGGGGGUGGAAUGUUUGAGAUAUGAAAUUAGAGAUAUUCAUCCUCCCCAAAAUGUCUUGGAAGCAAUGCAUAGACAAGUCAGUGCUGAAAGAUCAAAAAGAGCUGAAAUUUUGGAAUCUGAAGGUAAUAGACAAUCUAAAAUUAAUAUCGCUGAAGGUGAAAAACAAUCGCUUAUUUUACAAGCUGAAGCAACCGCUGAAGGUUUGAAAAAAAUUGCUAAUGCCAUUAAAGAAACCCCCGGUGGUCAUGAUGCUGUCACUUUACAAAUUGCUCAAGAUUAUAUUAAAGAAUUUGGUAAAAUUGCUAAAGAUACCAAUACUGUUGUCUUACCUUCAAAUAUUGGCGAUAUAAGUCAAUUCAUGGCAAGUGGAUUAUCCAUUUAUAAAGGUUUAAAUAAAUCUUUAAAUGCUAAUGAAAAACAAGAUUGAAAAA
Molecule: messenger RNA, 1024 nt
Organism: Hyphopichia burtonii NRRL Y-1933
Lineage: Eukaryota; Fungi; Ascomycota; Pichiomycetes; Serinales; Debaryomycetaceae
Gene: SLP2
Product: Slp2p
Exons: 1
Coding region: 46-1020 (324 amino acids)
Cellular component (GO): membrane
Source: RefSeq, a predicted model, not a curated record